AUGGCGUACCGCAAUCGCAACAACCGUCAGGGGGCCUCGUCCUCAUUCAGAGAGCACGACGCCGCCUAUAACGACGAUGGAUACUACGACAACAACGGCUACGACGACGUGGGUUACGCUUUCAAGGACGCAGCAGGUCAUGGCAACGGCGCCGAACAUCACAAGCAGUCUGACGACUACAAUCAGGGUCCUACGCCCGACCAGCUUGACAAGGCAGAAUGGGUCCAUGACCGUUGGCAGGGCGACGAAGACGACCGUCCGUACAGGAAGAAUGACCGUCAGGCCUUCAAGCCUCUCGACAGCUACAAUCAAGCCCGCGGCCCGAAGAUUACCCCCGGCGUUCAAGUCACGAUCCGUGGCUUCCCUCACGAUGUCUCCGAGUCCGAAGUUCGCGACCUGGCCGAACAGUUCGGCGACGCGCUGGAGGUCAAACUGAUCUUUGACCGUACGGACCGAUCUACCGGUAUCGCGCACAUCACCUACAAGGACGAGGACACCGCUCGUGCCGCUGUGCGUGACAUUCACGGGGCCAAAGCGUACGGAAAGCCCGUCACUGCGAGUAUCACGGCCCGCAACUCCACUCAAAAGCGCUCUUUGUUCGAGCGGAUCGAGAACCCGAUCGUCAACAACCGCGACACUUCGCGUGGAAGAAUCAACAAUCGCACCGAGCGAGGCCAGGCAAAGGGCCCCCGCAACGACAGCCGGCGUGACAGCAGCAACCGCGGGUACAACAGCAGCAGGCGCUCUAGUGACGACAAGGGCACGAAGGGGGGACGCGGACGCCCCGCGAUGGACCGCUACGUCCCGCCGCACCGCGAAUCUGGCGUGCUGGGCCCGCGCGCUGGCGGCAAUCGUGUGGAGCGGAAGCCAGCCACGCAAGGCCGCCGUGGUGGCAGAGCCGAGCGCCCAAAGCUGACGCAAGAGCAACUCGACAAGGAAAUGGACGCGUAUUUCGCGUCCAAGGACGCUGCUGGUGGAGCCGAGCCUGUGAAGCAGGCCCCGGCGGCAGUAGUUGCCCCUGCGGCUGCCAAAGCCGACGACAUGGACCUGGACUUGGACCUGUGA
Molecule: messenger RNA, 1065 nt
Organism: Mytilinidion resinicola
Lineage: Eukaryota; Fungi; Ascomycota; Dothideomycetes; Mytilinidiales; Mytilinidiaceae
Exons: 6
Coding region: 1-1065 (354 amino acids)
Biological process (GO): mRNA export from nucleus
Cellular component (GO): nucleus
Molecular function (GO): mRNA binding
Source: RefSeq, a predicted model, not a curated record